AGCUCCGCGAUUCUGACCAGCUUUGCUCACUCUGGUCAGCAUGGCGUGGACACGAUACCAACUCUUUCUGGCUGGUUUGAUGCUCACAACUGGUUCCAUCAACACACUAUCAGCAAAAUGGGCCGACCUGUUUUCUGCGGCCGGUUGCUCUGGCGCACCUGAUCACACCUUUUCUCAUCCAUUCCUGCAGGCUGUGUUUAUGUUUCUGGGUGAGCUGAGCUGCAUGUUUGUUUUCUACAUCCUUCUCUGCCAUGACCGACACAGACCGGAGCCCACCAUGGAGCCCGGCCAGAGCUUCAACCCCCUCCUGUUUCUCCCUCCUGCUUUAUGUGACAUGGCUGGUACUUCCAUCAUGUAUGUGGCACUGAACAUGACGAGCGCCUCCAGUUUCCAGAUGUUGCGAGGAGCUGUGAUCAUCUUCACUGGCCUUCUGUCUGUGGCCUUUCUGGGUCGCAGACUGCUACCCAGUCAGUGGAUUGGGAUUUUGAUCACCAUCCUGGGCCUGGUGGUGGUUGGACUUGCUGAUUUUGUGAGCGGCAGUAGAGAUGAUGGACACAAACUCAGUGACGUCAUUACAGGCGAUAUGUUGAUCAUCAUGGCUCAGAUAAUCGUGUCCGUACAGAUGGUCCUGGAGGAGAAGUUUAUUUAUAAGCACAACGUCCAUCCAUUGAAGGCUGUGGGGACUGAGGGGUUUUUUGGAUUCGUCAUCCUGUCCAUUUUGCUCAUCCCCAUGUACUUCAUCCCAGCCGGCAGCUUCGGAAACAACCCGCGGCAGGUUCUGGAGGACGCGCUGGACGCCUUCUGCCAGAUUGGCCACAAACCGCUCAUUCUUUUGGCGCUGCUGGGCAACACCGUGAGCAUCGCUUUCUUCAACUUCGCCGGCAUCAGCGUGACCAAAGAGAUCAGCGCCACCACACGCAUGGUGCUGGACAGCCUGCGCACGGUGGUCAUCUGGGUGGUGAGUUUGGCGUUGGGCUGGGAGAAGUUUCAUGGCCUGCAGAUCCUGGGCUUCAUCAUCUUGCUGCUGGGCACCGCACUUUACAACGGACUGCACAAACCCCUGAUGGCCAAGCUGCCCUUCUUUAACAGGGAGACGCGGGUGGAGACGGCGGACACGGCCGAGAGAGAUAGACUGCUGGGAGACAGUUAAUGAUGGACGCUGCAUCAGCGCUCUGUUUUUAUUGGUUAAGGAUUGAGCUGAAGUGCCAAGUAUGGACAUUUAGGGCACAUUUCAUAGUUCAAUGUGUUGUCCUUCCAAAUGGGUUGCCAGUAGGGUCUGUAGUAGCCCGAUCAUGAUGCCAUAUUAAAUUACCCAGUUGGGCUUUUUUAAAAGGGAUUUUUUUUGUUUGUUUUAGUUUGUUUAAAACCACUUAAAUUAUAUAUAUAUAUUUGUUUUUUAAAAGGCAAAUCUUUUAAGAUGAUCAAAUUUUUUUUUUAGUAUUGAUUCUUAAUUUUAAUGCACACCGCUGGCCAAAACAAGCCUUUCAAAAGUGGAUUUUUAUAUAUCUAAAUUUGAUCUUUUUAGCCUUCGUUUUAUUAAGGCUGUAUUACAAUUUGUACUUUUUAGUUUGUACAACACUAGUAUUGACUGUAUAAGACAUGAAACGAAGGUAUAACGUUAAGAUUCACGUUGUUGUCUAAGUGUCCGUUUGUUAAGUAUAUCCAUCAAUCAACUCAAUGUUUUUUUGACUGAUGUUUGAUAAUAUGGGCAUUUAAUGAGAAGUUUACUAGUAAUGUAUAGAAUUUAUUUCAAGUA
Molecule: messenger RNA, 1756 nt
Organism: Trichomycterus rosablanca
Lineage: Eukaryota; Metazoa; Chordata; Actinopteri; Siluriformes; Trichomycteridae
Gene: slc35f6
Product: solute carrier family 35 member F6
Exons: 6
Coding region: 41-1150 (369 amino acids)
Biological process (GO): transmembrane transport
Cellular component (GO): intracellular membrane-bounded organelle; membrane
Molecular function (GO): transmembrane transporter activity
Source: RefSeq, a predicted model, not a curated record